AUGGCUUCCCGCUUCGUCCUCGCUUCCGCCCCCAUCGCGCGCGGCGCCUUCGCCGUCGGUAGACAGACCGCCCGCAUCUCGACGACGAGAAUCGUCGGUUUGAAGGAGUCUGCUGGACACUCGGACGAGCAGAUCCACGAGAAGCACAAGCAAGACUCCCUCUCCAAGCAGAAGCAGGGCAAGGGCCACUGGAAGCCCGAGCUCGCCUCCGACAGCGAGGAGGCCAUCAAGGCCGACCGCAGCCACGAGGGCGUCGACCCCAAGACCCUGGCGGAGCGCACCAAGCGGGCCGCCGAGGAGACGAGCAAGGCCGGUACGAGCAUGAGAGAGGGGUUGUAA
Molecule: messenger RNA, 339 nt
Organism: Colletotrichum karsti
Lineage: Eukaryota; Fungi; Ascomycota; Sordariomycetes; Glomerellales; Glomerellaceae
Exons: 2
Coding region: 1-339 (112 amino acids)
Source: RefSeq, a predicted model, not a curated record